CAAUCAUCCGUACUUGUAAUCCUAAUUUUCAUAAAUCGAAAUAUCAACUUUUUUUCUUUUUCUUUGAACCUUUUCCUUUAGAAUAAUUAUAAAUAUUACAAAUUAAUUAGCGUACAUUUAUAAAAUCGUAAUACAUUCACAAUGAGUUUGUGGGCAGACAAAUACAGGCCUCACUCUUUACAAAAAGUCGACUACCACUUAGCUCAAGCUCAAUACUUGAUUAAUCUUGUCAACCAAGGUGAUUUUCCUCAUUUACUGUUUUAUGGACCCAAUGGUGCCGGUAAAAAGACUCGCAUUCUCGCUUUACUACGACAGUUAUACGGUCCUGGAGUUGAACGACUACGUACUGAGCACAUGAACUUUAUGACGCCAUCAAACAAGAAAUUUGAAAUUAUGACCGUUGCGAGUAAUUAUCACAUUGAGGUAAAUGCCAGUGAUGCAGGUAUGUAUGAUCGUAUUGUUGUAAUGGAACUGAUCAAAACCGUAGCACAAACUCAUCAACUGGACUCGACUAAACAACGACAUUUUAAAGUGAUUCUUUUGACUGAAGUAGAUCGAUUGACAAAAGAAGCACAACAAGCUUUAAGACGGACAAUGGAAAAGUAUAUGGCUACUUGUCGUAUAAUUUUAUGUGCUAAUUCUAUUGCUCAAGUCAUACCUGCUAUAAGGAGUAGAUGUUUGGCGGUACGCAUACCAGCUCCAACACAGGACACCAUUUGUAAUAUUUUAAAAACUAUUUGCAAAAAAGAAGGCUUGAUUAUGCCAGAUGGAUUAGCCGUACUAUUAUCACAGAAUUGUGAGCGAAACUUACGACGAGCUAUUUUAAUGUUGGAAGCCAGUAAAGUCAAACAGUAUCCAUUUGAUGAAAAUCAAAGUGUAGUCAUACCGGAUUGGCAAUUGUACAUUGAAGACACUGCAAAACAAAUAUUAAGCCAGCAGACUCCGGGAAAAUUAUUGGAAGUUCGUUCUAUGUUGUAUGAAUUAAUUGUACACGGAAUUCCAACUAACGUAAUUUUUAAGUUUCUACUAAAAGAAUUAGUCAAAAACUGUGAUAUGGCUUUGAAAAGAGAAAUCGUCGAUAUAGCAUCGUUUUAUGAACACAGCUUAUUAAAAGGCAACAAGACAAUGUUCCAUCUAGAAGCUUUUGUCGCCAAAUUCAUGCUUCUUUAUUCCAAAUUCAUGGAAGAGUCACUGGGUAGCGUAUUCUAGUUAUAUAUUUAAACUUAAAUAAUAUAUUUUUAUUAAUAACAACACAGUGUAAUUAUAUUGAUUUGUAAAUGGUAUUUUUUAAUUGAAGUUCUUGAGAUAAAAUAACAUAUAAAUAAUUUUAAAAAGAAUUGUCAAAAUUAUAAUUAUUAUUUUUUCCUUUAAA
This is a messenger RNA of Adelges cooleyi (spruce gall adelgid), 1372 nucleotides long. RefSeq names its product replication factor C subunit 3 (gene RfC38). Bases 142 to 1209 code for a protein of 355 amino acids. Gene Ontology annotation, cellular component: DNA replication factor C complex; nucleus. The record is from RefSeq and is a predicted model, not a curated record. Gene Ontology annotation, molecular function: DNA binding; ATP hydrolysis activity; DNA clamp loader activity. The transcript has 7 exons. Lineage: Eukaryota; Metazoa; Arthropoda; Insecta; Hemiptera; Adelgidae. Gene Ontology annotation, biological process: DNA repair; DNA-templated DNA replication.